Messenger RNA from Westerdykella ornata, 2907 nucleotides. RefSeq names its product alanyl-tRNA synthetase-like protein. Gene Ontology annotation, molecular function: ATP binding; nucleic acid binding; alanine-tRNA ligase activity. The record is from RefSeq and is a predicted model, not a curated record. The coding region runs from base 1 to 2907 and encodes 968 amino acids. The transcript is spliced from 4 exons. Gene Ontology annotation, cellular component: cytoplasm; mitochondrion. Gene Ontology annotation, biological process: tRNA modification; alanyl-tRNA aminoacylation. Lineage: Eukaryota; Fungi; Ascomycota; Dothideomycetes; Pleosporales; Sporormiaceae.
AUGGGAUCGCUCGUCGAUGAACAGCAUGAGUGGGGGGCGGUUCGCGUGAGGGAGACGUUUCUGAAUUACUUCAAAGAGAGGGGUCAUACCUUUGUCCCCUCGUCCUCCGUUGUCCCCCUCUCCGACCCCACCCUCCUCUUCACCAAUGCCGGCAUGAACCAGUACAAGUCCAUCUUCCUCGGCACCGUCGAUCCCGCAUCUGAUCUCGCCUCCCUCAAACGUGCCGUCAACAGCCAGAAGUGUAUCCGCGCGGGUGGCAAGCACAAUGAUCUCGACGACGUCGGCAAGGACAGCUACCACCACACCUUCUUCGAGAUGCUGGGCAACUGGAGUUUUGGCGAUUACUUCAAGGCAGAGGCCAUCGAGUACAGCUGGGAACUGCUAACCAAGGUGUACGGCAUCGAUCCCAAGAGACUCUAUGUCACAUAUUUCGAAGGAGCGGAUGGCCUGGAGCCCGACCUCGAAGCCAAGGAGCUCUGGAAGAAGGUCGGCGUCCCCGAAGACCACAUCCUAGGCGGCAACAUGAAGGACAACUUCUGGGAAAUGGGUGAUCAAGGCCCCUGCGGCCCUUGCUCGGAAAUCCACUACGAUCUCAGCGAGGACGGCCACAACCGCAAUGCCGCGCACCUCGUUAACAUGGACGAUCCGGAGGUCAUUGAGAUCUGGAACAACGUCUUCAUGCAGUAUAACCGCGAGGCGGAUCGGAGUUUGAGACCCCUGCCGAAUAAGCACAUUGAUACCGGAAUGGGGUUUGAGCGAUUGGUGUGCGUGUUGCAGAAGAAGAAGAGUAAUUACGAUACCGAUGUUUUCACGCCGCUGUUCAAGCGCAUCCAGGAGGUCACCGGCGCGAGAGAGUACCGUGGCAAAUUCGGAAAGGAGGACCCCGACGGCAUCGAUACUGCAUACCGCGUCGUCGCUGACCACGUCCGCACGCUCGCCUUCGCCAUCGCAGACGGUGGCGUCCCUAACAACGUGGGAAGAGGCUACGUAGUGCGCCGCGUGCUGAGGCGGGGUGCUCGUUAUGCGCGCAAGUACUUUGAAGUCGACAUCGGCGACUUCUUCAGCAAAAUCGUGCCCAGCCUCGUCGAGCAAAUGGGCGACAUGUUCCCCGAGAUCCGCAAGAAGCAAGAAGACAUCAAGGAGAUUCUCGACGAGGAGGAGAAGAGCUUCGCCAAGUCGUUGGAUAGGGGUGAGAUCAUGUUUGAGAAGUAUGCGCAGAAGGCAAAGGUCAAAGGGUCGAACGACUUGCCCGGUGACGAUGUCUGGAGGCUGUAUGAUACGUAUGGUUUCCCUGUCGAUCUGACGAGGUUGAUGGCCGAGGAGCGCGGGCUCAUCAUCAAUGACAAGGAGGUGGAGGAGGCACAGGAGAGGGCGAGGGAAGCAAGUAAAGGUGAUAAGAAGGCCGCGGCUGCGCUCGUCAAGCUCGAUGUGCACGAUCUCGGUGCACUGGAGAUGAUGAAGCAUGUGCCCAAGACGGACGACUCGCACAAGUACGGCAGGGAGAAUAUCACCUCGGUCGUCAAGGCCAUCUACCACAACAAGCGGUUCCUUGAAAGCACGACUGAGCUGCCCAAGGGCGAGCAGUUUGGCGUGAUCCUCGAUAGGACCAACUUCUAUGCCGAGCAGGGUGGACAAGAGUACGAUACGGGACGGCUGUUGGUGGAUGAUGAGGCUCAUUUUGAGGUGGAAAAUGUGCAGGUGUAUGCAGGGUACGUGCUGCAUACGGGUUAUCUGAAAUACGGCAACCUGAAGGUCGACCACGAGGUCAUCGCCGAGUACGACGAGCUCCGACGCAACCCCAUCCGCUCCAACCACACCGGCACCCACGUCCUCAACUACGCCCUCCGCGAAGUUCUAGGCGACGAAGUCGACCAGAAAGGCUCUCUCGUUGCCCCGGAAAAGCUGCGCUUUGACUUCUCCCACAAGACCGGCGUCGAGCUGGCCCAACUUGAGAAGAUUGAAGAGAUUUCCACCCAGUACAUCCGCCAGAACAGCGAAGUCUUCGCUCAAGACGUCCCGCUCGCGACCGCGAGGCAGAUCCGCGGUGUGAGGGCAGUGUUUGGCGAGACGUACCCCGACCCCGUGCGUGUGGUUAGCGUUGGUGUUCCCGUCGAUGAUCUCCUCCAAGACGUCAAGAAUCCGAAGUGGCAGCACGUCUCGGUCGAGUUCUGCGGCGGCACGCACGUGCGGCACACGGGCGAGAUCAAGGAACUCGUUAUUUUGGAGGAAUCCGGCAUUGCGAAGGGCAUCCGACGCAUUGUCGCCGUGACCGGCCAGGAGGCGUACGAUGUGCAACGCCAGGCAAAGGAGUUCGAGCAAGAGCUGUCAAGACUCGAACGCAUGUCUUUCAGCCCCGAGAAGGAAGCCGAGGCGAAGAAGUUGCAAGUCCAGUUGAACCAGCUCUCCAUCUCCGCCAUCACCAAGGCGCGCUUCCGAGAUCGGUUUGCGGCGAUCAGCAAGGGGAUCUUGGACGAGCAGAAGAAGGCUGCAAAGGCGGAAAAUAAGCGUAUCAUGGACUCCAUCACGUCUUUCUUCAAGGAGCAGCCAGAUGCGCCUGCUCUAGUGCAGAAGCUGGAGUGGAGCAGCAAUGUGAAUAAGGCGAUUAGUGAGGCGAUCAAGGCGGUGAGCAGCGGCAAGGGAGAGGUCAAGGGAAAGAGUGUGUAUCUUUUGGCGGCGAGUGGGGACGAGGGCAAGGUGGUGCAUGGGUGCUAUGUUGCUGAUCCUCUCAAGUCCCAAGGAGCAUCUGGGCCCGAGUGGGCAAGCCAUGUCGCCAAAGUCGUCGGCGGGAAAGCUGGCGGCAAAGCCGGCGCGCCCACGGCCAUUGGUCAGGGGACCAAUGCGGAGAAGGUGGAUGAGGGCGUCGAGGAGGCGAGGCGGUAUAUUGAGAGUUUCAAGCUUUCGAAUUAG